This is a messenger RNA of Diaporthe amygdali, 3411 nucleotides long. RefSeq lists its product as uncharacterized. The coding region runs from base 1 to 3411 and encodes 1136 amino acids. NCBI's taxonomy places the organism in Eukaryota, Fungi, Ascomycota, Sordariomycetes, Diaporthales, Diaporthaceae. The transcript has a single exon. The record is from RefSeq and is a predicted model, not a curated record. Gene Ontology annotation, molecular function: transcription cis-regulatory region binding. Gene Ontology annotation, biological process: regulation of transcription by RNA polymerase II. Gene Ontology annotation, cellular component: SWI/SNF complex; nucleus.
AUGUCCGCCUGGGGCAUGAACGAGGCCGCUGUCCCCAAUCACAAUGGCAACAACGGCUUCGACCCAAAUGCCCAAGCAGCCGCCUCUGGCAUGAUGGAUCCCUCAAAUUUCAUGGCCAACUCGGGCGCGGGCCCCUUCAACCCCGCCCAGUUCGCGCAGGCACAGGCCCAGAUGAUGGCCAUGCAGCAGAACGGCCAGAUGCGCAACGCGUCGCCCUCCUUUCCGAACCCCAUGUACCAGACCAACCCCGUAAUCCCAUCUAAGCGACCGAGACCACGAGAGGACAGCAUCGCGGGUUCGCCGCGACCCAAUCCCGGCAUGCUGCCCACCUCGCGCGCCGACACCCCUCAGCAGUCCCAGUUUCCAAAUUACCAACAAGGCGGCCCACAGGGCGGCAUGCCACAGCCCAACUCUGGUCAGCCCUCGCCCUACCCUCACCUGCAGACUAACGGCUCUGCGAACGCGACGCCAUCGCCCAUCAUGGGCAGCAACCAGAUGAGGCCCGGCAGCGUGCCCCAGAGGGUCGCCACCACGUCGCCUCACCCUUUCUCGCCCGCCGCCCAGCAGUUCGCGCCCCAGGCCUCUCCGAUACCAUCUGAACAGGGCGGCACCCCGCAGCCGAACCCGUACAUGCAGCAGGGGAACUUUCCGCCGGGCUUCAAUCCCAACUACGGCAACGCGAGCCCCUCGCCCGCACGGCCCCCCUCGAACCCGAACGCGAUGCCCAACCAGAUGAUGCCGCAACAAAUGGGCCAGAUGCAGCCCGGCAUGAUGCAACAACCCGGGCAGAUGGGCAUGGGACAGAUGGGUCAGGGACAGAUGGGUCAGAUGCAGCAGAUGGCGCAGAUGCAGGGCCAGAUGGGCCAGAUGGGCCAGAUGCCAAACCAGAUGUUUGCGCAGGGCAUGCCGCAGGGAAGGAACCCGGCGGAACAGCAGCAGAUGAUGGUCGCCCACAUGCAGAAGAUUCAGAUGCAAAGGCAGCAGCAAAUGGCCCAGAUGCAAGGUCAGAUGCAAGGCCAGAUGCAAGGCCAGAUGCAAGGCCAGAUGCCUGGACAGAACAUGGCGCAACGGAACAUGAUGGCGAGACAGCAAAUGCCUAACGGCCAGGUGCCCUCCAACAUGAACCCAGCCGCCGCCAUGAGGCCCCAGCAGCCCGGUAUGGGCGCGCCGCAACAGGGGCCAAGGGGCCAUUCAAGCCCAGAUACCUUCAUGAAACAGCUCUCGAUGUUUAUGGCGCAGAAGCAGAUGCCGCUCAACACGAACCCCGUCAUUGGCGACAGGCCCAUUCACCUUAUGCAGCUGUUCCAGGCCGUUAAUAAAGCCGGCGGCUUCAACAGUGUGACUGGGCGCAACCUCUGGCCGCAGAUCUGCAUGGGGAUGGGCCUCAAUCCCGGCCAGAUGCCCAUGGCCCCGCAGCAGCUCAGGAUGGUUUACGAACAGAAUCUCAGGCCAUUCGAGGAGACGUGGCGGUCUAGACAACCGCAGCAGCAGCAGCAGGCGCAGCAGCAGGCGCAACACCAGCAGCAGCAACAACAUCAGCAGCAACACCAACCGCAUCAGCAGCAGCAGCAUGGCGGGCCAAACACGCCCAUGGCAGCCGGCAACAAGCAGAUGUCGCCAGGCCAGGUACCACCUAACAUGAUGCAGCCAGGUCAGCACGCCGCCAUGCAGCAAGCCCAGAUGCAGUCGCCCAUGAAGCAGAUGCCUCCUGGUGCAGCGCAAGCAAGCGUCAAUGGUUUCCAGACACCUCAACCGCCCCAGCCGCCCCAGCCGAACUCCGCACAGGGCCAUUCGCGAAAUGCCAUGUCUAAGAGCCAUCAAGCGACUCCUGUGCACGACGAGUUCCCUGCCCCCUCCCCGGCCAGCAAACAUGGCAGCAUGUCGUUGCCAAGCAGCGCUCACCCCGACGGCCCUGGCGCGUCCGCAGAGCCAGCAAACAUGCCCUUCCCUGCGCCCCUUACCAAGGAACCCGACGAGUACAUCCCCUGCUCUCGGGUACCGGAACCCAAAACAUAUGGCGGUGUUGAGCUGGACGUGACGGCGAGGCUGGGCAUGGAAUACCAGUACUUCAAACCUGACGUCCCACCGCCUGCUCACCUAGGCAAUAUCGACCUGCAUGCUUUAACCAAGAGCUUGCAAUGCGGCAUCCAUGCCGAGGUGCGCCUGGCUCUGGACACCUUAGCCACCGUAACGAGCCCGCAAGGCCCAGCAGUGGGCGGCCCCAACAUGGAGAUCGAUCUAACGAGGUGCGAGGAGCUCUUGGAAAGCUUGGUCGAGUGUGCCGAGGAACAAGUCGAGGUGCUUGUCGAGAACACCGAGGAACUAUCAGACGAGAUCUUGAUAAGCCCGUACGAAGAUGUGUCGAGAGCCUGUCGUCUGGAGAACAUGGCCAUUCGCAAGCUCCAUCCGGUAGGGACGAAUGAGUACGAGCUCGAGCGCGCCGUCGACCGGCUCUUGUGCAUUACCACGAUCCUUCGCAACCUUUCGUUCUUCCCGCCAAACCAUGCCAUCCUGGCCGACGACCUGCUCGUCAAGCUUCUCUGCGACGUCAUCCGUUACCUUGGCACCCGCAACAUGCUCCUGAGGACACAGGCCGACACCCUGGACUUCUUCAAAGACGUCGUCAUCCUGCUCUCCAAUAUUGCUCACGCGUUGGAAAUUCAGGGCCGGGAGCAGGCCGAGAGUCUGCUGCAGUUCAUCCUGGCCUUUGCGCCGACGCCUGCGCCGCACUUAUCCGAUGCUGGCAAGCUGCAAUUCGCACCAUUCGAGCCCGUCUUGCACCCGUACCUGCCGCACGCCAUCGAUGCCCUGGCCAAGCUCUUUGCCCGAGAUGAGCCGAACAGGACGUAUUAUAAAAGUAUCUUCGCCGCCGAUGCCUCGAACACUCCACCUUCUGAACUCAUCACGCGCACCUUUGCUCUUGCCAUCUCAGCCAUCCCAGACCAACAUCGCGACGCUCGUGCGACCGGCUUGCCUUCCCUGGUCGAGGCCCGCAAGCCGAUCCUCAUGCAAGGACUCCUCGCCGGCAACAUCGUGGCUUCGCUGGCGCCGGACUACGACACUUGUGUAACGAAGACGUGGCUGUCAUCUGGCAAUGGGUUCGCGCAGAACCUGUUCCGCCUGGUCAGGGAAUUGUCGGCGGAGUUCGAGCAGCCCAGGAUUAAGCCGCCCGGACAGCCUCGAGCUCAACCGAAGAAGGACCCUGACCUGCUGUACAUUGCUGUGUUGGGUACCUCCAUGCUUCGGCAGCUUGCCCAGAAGGCGCGUGACCCCAAUGACCCGGAGAGCAUACCGCCGAACGUCGUUCCGAGGACGGACAAGAUCCUCAAGGCACUUGAGAUGCGUAGUCCCGAAUUCUCCAAGGAUGGCUGGCUUCAACAUGUCGUUGCACUAGGAUCGCUGCAGAUAUAG